Molecule: messenger RNA, 1857 nt
Organism: Paraphaeosphaeria sporulosa
Lineage: Eukaryota; Fungi; Ascomycota; Dothideomycetes; Pleosporales; Didymosphaeriaceae
Exons: 2
Coding region: 1-1857 (618 amino acids)
Biological process (GO): regulation of transcription by RNA polymerase II
Cellular component (GO): SAGA complex
Molecular function (GO): transcription coactivator activity
Source: RefSeq, a predicted model, not a curated record
AUGUCGAAGAACACAAGCAGCAAGGGUAAGGCAAAGCCCGGGUCGAAGCCGCUGGGCGCACCGCGCAGUCGCAACACCACGCCCCUGCCCAACGUCCGCACUUCGGUCGAGCCAUCGUCGUCGAACGCCUACUUCAGGACAAAUAUCAAUGCUCUCUCCAAGAAAUGCGAUGUCACCAUCGAAGAUAUCCUAGAUCGUCCGGGCGGCAGCUCUCAGUCGGCGCAGCCGGUGCCCUCGAGCGCGCUGUUGAUUAGCAUGCGUGAGGCCAUCGAAAGCAAAGUCCUCGGAAACGUCCAGAAGCGAUGCGAUGUCUCCAAUAGCGCGCUCCGGGAACUCCAAGGGUUGAAAAAGAACCGACCUCCCCACGAUCGAGAGAAGGAAAGACCAGCCGACAAAGAGGCCGAAGAGCGCAAGCACAAGUUGAAGAAGAUCAAGAGGGCGGCUGCCGAAGACGAGCGACCGCUGGCAGUAGGUGCCCACGGCGUCGCGCGGCAGGACGGGGUUGAUGUUCACAAAGCACCAUCCGCUGCGGGUAAUGGCGCGGUUGAUGCGCCUUCACCCACCGAUACCGAUGCCUCGCACCAGCCACCACCAGCUCCGGCGAUACCGCAGUUUCAAACUUUUGGUCCUGAUCCGUCCAAGUUUGAUGACCCCACUGUAUACCACAUUCGAGACGUGACACCCGGCAUGAGUGUCGAGGAGCGCAGGGAGAUAUACUGCGUCGCCGAUUAUCCCGAGAGCGACUUGAAAGACCAGACCGCUGGAAUACCGCCGGACAAGGACUUCUCCAAUGCGAAGCCCGCCACGCAAGUCAACGCCAGCGUCUUUGCAAAUUAUGUGGAGCCGUACAUACGGCGCUUGACUGAGGAGGACAUGGCCUUUCUCAAAGAGCGGGGUGAUCGCCUGAGUCCUUUCGUGCUCCCUCGGAGGGGCGCGAGACACUACAAGGACAUUUGGGCGGAGGAAGACGGACAACUGUAUGCCGACCACAACGAUCGCCUCCCACCAAAUGAAGCACGCGGCUCCUACGAGAACAUGACGGACGAUUUCUUGAUGACAGAGGAUAUAUCGGCAGGACCCUUGCUGACCCGAAUUCUCGCCCUACUCCGUCCCGAGGGUCGAGGUACCACGGCCAAUUCCAACGACACUAACGGUAUCAACGGCGAUGCUAUGGAUAUCGACGAAGGCGCUGGAGCACCGACUGAGAGCAACAACGACAACUCUCUUCCCGCCGCAACACAACUUUCCGAACUUGUUCAACAGGGUUGGAAAGGGCCUCCCGUAGGCACGCGGACAGACUAUGCUACGCUUAACGAGCGUGUCCUGUUGGAAACUAAGCACAAUGGAAUCAUCACCGAUGCCGACACCGAAUUGACAGCCUUUGACUACGACUCCCAUUUUGACGACGAAAUUGCUGCUCGUCUUCGUGUCCUCCAGGACGAACUGCGCAAACAGUCCAUUGUCAAUGGCGCACGAAAACAGCGGCUGCUCGAACUCACAGGUAUCCGCGUGGCACAGCAAGAAUACAACGAUAUUGCAGACGAUCUUGAUGCCCAGUUGAACCAAGCAUACCUAAAGCGCAACCGCAAUAUCGGCAAGGGCAAGAAGCAGACAAAGCGACCUGGCGGUGCUGGUGGCGGAUCGCAUCCAGUGCCUAAUGCUGGGGUUACCAGGCCUGGAGUCGGCGAGCCGAUUCGCACACUAAUGGAGAGGAGAGGGCAGUGGAGUGCGACAGUGGGUCCGGUCGUAAAUUAUGGCAAGACAGGGUUGCCGGAGGACACCAUCUUCCCUGAGGAUAAGAUGAAGGAGUUGGAAAACAAGGAAGUGGAGAUAUGGGACAAUGAGGCCGAUGAGUAG